AUGGCAGCGACUGAUCUCCUGGUCAUUGUCACAAUUGUAAUAUUAAAUCGAAUUGCUGGGAUCUACUUCCCCUCCAGCUUCCUGUCAAUCACUCCUGUAUGCAGUGUCCGUUCUAUCUUAAAUUUUGCGGCCAUUGACAGUUCUGCCUGGCUGACAGUAGCUUUCACCUUUGACCGCUUUGUAGCCAUUUCUUGCCAGAAGUUGAAAAUAAAAUAUUGCACCAAGAAGGUAGCUGCACGAGUAAUUGGAAUCUUGUCUGUGCUAGCUUUCAUGAAAAAUGUCUUUCUAUAUUUUCAAAUGGAGCCCAAGUACAUUGUCGACAAUGUACCAUGGUUGUGUAGCUUAAAAACAGAAAUUUACAUGAUACCAGGAUGGAUUGCAUAUGACUUUAUCAGUUCCAGUUUAACAACGUUUCUCCCAUCCGUGCUUAUUUUACUGCUCAAUGCUCUGACUGUCAGGUAUAUACUCAUGACCAAUAAAGCCCGCAACAGACUCCGUGCCCAAAAGAACAAGGAGAACCAAAGUGAUCCUGAGAUGGAGAAGCGGAGACACUCCAUCAUUUUGCUCUUUACAAUCUCGGGCAGUUUCAUCUUGUUAUACCUCCCAUCAUUGAUAACGAGCAUCUAUGUCCGAAUUGUGAAAGUUACCUACUCCCUGGGUCCUAUUUACAUCCUCCGCCAAACUGGAUACAUGCUUCAGUUGAUGAGCUCUUGUGUCAACCCAUUUAUUUAUGCUGGGACCCAGAGUAAAUUCCGAGCCAGGUUGGCUGAUCUGUUCGCUCAGCCCCUUAAAAUAUUUACGUUUUGGAAAUAA
Molecule: messenger RNA, 813 nt
Organism: Hemiscyllium ocellatum (epaulette shark)
Lineage: Eukaryota; Metazoa; Chordata; Chondrichthyes; Orectolobiformes; Hemiscylliidae
Product: probable G-protein coupled receptor 139
Exons: 1
Coding region: 1-813 (270 amino acids)
Biological process (GO): G protein-coupled receptor signaling pathway
Cellular component (GO): membrane
Molecular function (GO): G protein-coupled receptor activity
Source: RefSeq, a predicted model, not a curated record